This is a messenger RNA of Talaromyces atroroseus, 1962 nucleotides long. RefSeq lists its product as hypothetical. The transcript is spliced from 6 exons. The coding region runs from base 1 to 1962 and encodes 653 amino acids. The record is from RefSeq and is a predicted model, not a curated record. NCBI's taxonomy places the organism in Eukaryota, Fungi, Ascomycota, Eurotiomycetes, Eurotiales, Trichocomaceae. Gene Ontology annotation, cellular component: transcription factor TFIIH holo complex.
AUGCCGAAAAAAUCGUCAUCAAUAGAAAUAUCCGGCUACACAGUCCUCCCCCUGCGACUGCCCGCAACACCAUCAUUCCCCUCACCAGCUACUCACUACCUCUACCUCCGCGCUCAUGAACCCCGGAUCCCCGACGCCGACGCACCGCGCUCGCUCUUCCUCGUGAAUCUCCCGAUUGACACGACAGAGUUACAUUUGCGACAUUUAUUUUCAAGCCAAUUGUCAGCGGGACGGGUUGAAAAGGUUCAUUUCGGGUCUACAGCCACUUCUGCCGCCACAACAACUACCGUCAGUACGACCGCCAGUGAAGCAGGACAAGGCAAAAAACGUAAACGAGACGAAAUCACAGCAUCAGACCUACAGAAUCAACUGGAAAAUGUCAAACUCCCAUCAACCUGGGACCGAGCAUUACAUGCCAGCGGCUCGCAUGCUGUUGUCACUUUUGUCGAUAGACCGGCUAUGGAGGCUAGUCUGAAAGCCGCACGCAAAGCCGCACGAUCACGGUCUCGGUCUACAGAAGGAGAGAAGAAAAACAAAGGAAUAACAAUACCCUGGGCCGAAGGUAUCGAAGACCGAGUGCCCAAUCUCGGAGCAUCGCGCUACCAGAAACAUUGCAAUGAGCUACGCUUCCCGGCCGCGGACGAAUUAUCGGGUAUUGUGAAUGAGUACAUGUCGCUGUUUGCGCAGGUAGAAGAGACGCGGGCUCGCGAGUCGGCGCGUCGUGCACAGGAGCCCGACGAAGAUGGGUUUGUGACUGUGACCAAAGGGCCGCGGUUGACGGACUUGGCUGCGCGAGAGGAAGAGGUGAGGGAGCUAGUGGAGAAGCAGAAGAGGAGAGAGGAAGGGCUGGGUGAUUUCUAUCGGUUUCAGACGAGGGAGAAGAGGAAGGAGAGGCAGAAUGAUUUGUUGAAGCGGUUUGAUGAGGAUAGGAGGAAGAUUGAGAAGUUGAAGAGGGGGAGGGGUGGGAUUAUGGGAUUGCACCUAGUUCGUUAUAUUUCUCAGUUCCAGUACUCCCAACACGGCAACUCUACGCGAUCAGAUACGAUGAUCGCAUCGAAUCCAAACUACGUAGUUCGACCCUCUCCUCAUGGAUAUAGCAAUAUCAACACACCCACCACAAUGAACACAACAAAUACUACAGGCGCAGAAGAAGGAGGCUUCCUAAAUCCCACCCUUCCAUCCCCUGCACCAACUACAUCCACCAGCACCAACACCACCUCGACCAUCACCCUCCCACGCCAACGCAUCCACCCCCUCAAACCCGGCGGCGCAAAGGAGUCGUCGCUAAUCAAUCAUGUGGAUCGCAAAAUAUUAAGAAUAAAUCGCAGGCAUGCGAAGAAGUUUAGUAGUGCUUUGCGGGGUGCUGAUGCCGAUGAUACUGUAACAGGAAGCAUGCGAGAUGCUGACGCGGAGGACGGGGAAGGAGAGGCCAAAGGGUACGAGAGUUUCACGGAAGUUGCCAGGGAUAUCGAGGAGGUUAUUGAUGUUGUUUGGGUUAGUGGGACGCCAUCCCUACAAAUACCCUACCUCAUCUCGCUCGCGGGACUGGUCAAUACCUACCUCCCAGAAUACCCUUUGGGAGCAGCGGCGGCAAAACAGACCUUCAGACUCCUCAGGAAAUUCGAUGUCAUGUUUGCCAGUCUCCUGGUUGGCGAGGAUGUAGAGUCGGGCAUCCCGCUCAGCGGGUUUGAGGCUGGGCGUGCUGGGUAUGUGAGCAUGACGGAGAAGGUGAGGAUCAAGAGUGUGGCGGAGACGAGUAGGAUUGUGGUUGUGGAGAUGGAGGUUGGUGAUGAUGUUGACGACGAAGACGAAGACGAAGAUGGCAUGGAUAUAGAUGGUGGUGAUGAUGAUGAUGAUGAUGCUGCCACUGAGACCAGGACGUGGGAAAUGGAGGCGGCCAGGGUUUAUGAGAGGACGAUUCAGUACUUGGGGGAUGAAUUGGGCAAGGCCGAACUUGGUUGA